AUGGUCGAGACCGCCAGCAAGCUGAGAACUUCACCUUGCCGCAACCACACCGCGCACAGCACAUCUCUCCGUACGAGUUCAGGAGACAUGGCAGAAGAUCGGCGGCAGCACCACCUGGAGGACAACAGAGAAGACGACAUGGUGGAGACUAUGGCAGAGUACAUGGCAGCUAAGGAGGCCGAGAAGGCGACUGGCAACGGCUUCGACUUCGAGGAACAUGGCAUGCAGCUGAUCACCCAUCCCUCCUAUGGGGCUACAGACGCAGCUACGAUCGGCACGAACGCCUUUAUGGCCGAGAGUUCAUUAGUCCCGCUAGAGCCCACCUCAGCAUCCAAUACACUUCAACGGAUGCGCGCCAACAACAACCUCCCUCUUCCUAGACGAAUCCAGCUUCCACCGGCUCAGCAUGCUCGCACGGAAGACGGUACGAACGCACUGGAGUAUUGUACGCUUGAAGAGAUCAUUGCGGUCAACAGCGUGAUGUACGCAGGAUCCUACAUUGGUCGGCUCGAUUCUCCUCAGCAAAGUCAUGAGGCGAAGAGCAGGGUGGCCAUCUGGCAAAAUGCCCCGCGGCUCGAUGCCCACUAUCAACCUGCCAACACCACCUUCCAGCCCGGGCUGCACAACUCACAAUUUGCUCCGCUUGACUCGGAUGUUGUCGCCAUCGCCCCAUUCAGCCCCUCGACACUCCCCUGGCAGCAUCCACCGCAGCAAAGCUUCCCAACCCAACCGACACCCGUCCACAACGGCACCAUCGCUCUGCCACAGAGCAUCCCACAAUCCAGUCCAUCUCCACAAUGCCGUCCCCAGAAGAAGAGAGCCGACAGACUCACCCCGCUCCCCCGCUACCCCGAAUCCGACCCCUCCCACGCCAGCCACCCCUCCCACCCCGCCAACGCCCUUCUCACAUCCACUUACCGACCCGCCGGCCACAAACCCGUCUCCGUCGACCCCUACCUAAGCAAACCCUACGCCACCGAAAUCGCCUGCAUCAUCCGCCUCUUCAACCACUCGGAGUACCACUCGCACUACCGCGACACCAACGCCGCGUUGCGUACGUUCGCAUGCAUGAUGUGGGGGAUCGAGGACUGGAAGAUCUGGAUGGGGGAGACGCCGAUGCCGGAUGUGAAGGAGGGGAGGGAUAGUGAGGGGGCGGCGCUAAGGAGGUUGGAGGGGUUGAUCGCGCGGUUGAGGGGGGUGAGCCGGUGUCAUGCGGUGAUUUUGGAGGAGUGCACGGGGAGGGAGGAUUGGAGGGUUAGGUUGGGUGUGUUGAGGGAGUGA
Saxophila tyrrhenica is the source of this 1281-nucleotide messenger RNA. RefSeq lists its product as uncharacterized. Bases 1 to 1281 code for a protein of 426 amino acids. Lineage: Eukaryota; Fungi; Ascomycota; Dothideomycetes; Mycosphaerellales; Extremaceae. The transcript is spliced from 2 exons. The record is from RefSeq and is a predicted model, not a curated record.